Eruca vesicaria subsp. sativa (arugula) is the source of this 1968-nucleotide messenger RNA. The record is from the annotation of a GenBank genome assembly. NCBI's taxonomy places the organism in Eukaryota, Viridiplantae, Streptophyta, Magnoliopsida, Brassicales, Brassicaceae.
AUAAAAUUAGCUGUCUCGAACACCCGCGUCGCUUUUUUCUCUUUGCCCAAUCUGAGAAAGAAGAAAUCACACCCAAAAGAAAAAAAUCUGCGGCAACUUCUUCGUCUCUCCUUUCUCUUGUUCACGCGGUUACAGGCUCAUAAUUCCCCAUUUCUAUUUACUGACGACGUCUUUCACGGAGAAUCAGCAAAGAACUCAGCAUUAUUAUUAUUAUAAAUGAGCAAACUUUUCUGCUAGAUCUACUCUCUAUCUUCUUAACUACUCAGACAUAUCUCUUUGCUAAAUGCUGAAGGAUUAAAGGGUUAAUAAGAUGAGUCCUACAAAAGCAUCAUCGAGGACGAAACAAUCACUUGUUCCUCUUGCAACCCUUAUUGGUAGGGAGCUUAGGAGCGAGAAGCUGGAGAAGCCUUUACUCAUCUAUGGUCAAGCUGCUCUAGCUAAGAAGGGAGAAGACUUUUUUUUGAUUAAAACUGAUUGUGAGAGGGUUCCUGGUGAUCCUUCCUCUGCUUUUUCUGUUUUCGGGAUAUUUGAUGGUCAUAAUGGUAAUUCAGCUGCUAUAUAUACUAAGGAGCAUCUUUUGGAUAAUGUGGUGAGUGCUAUUCCUCAAGGUGCAAGUAGGGAAGAGUGGCUUCAAGCUUUGCCUAGGGCUCUUGUUGCAGGGUUUGUUAAAACCGAUAUUGAGUUUCAGCAGAAAGGGGAAACUUCUGGAACGACGGUGACGUUUGUUAUAAUUGAUGGUUGGACUAUCACUGUUGGUUCUGUUGGUGACUCACGGUGUAUAUUAGACACCCAAGGUGGUGUUGUUUCUCUGCUGACUGUUGAUCACAGGCUGGAAGAGAAUGUUGAAGAGAGAGAACGUGUAACUGCUAGUGGGGGUGAGGUCGGAAGGCUUAAUGUUUUUGGUGGUAAUGAGGUUGGCCCUCUUCGAUGCUGGCCUGGUGGUUUGUGUCUUUCGAGGUCCAUUGGUGAUACUGAUGUGGGUGAAUAUAUAGUCCCAAUACCGCAUGUUAAGCAAGUGAAACUUUCAGAUGCUGGAGGGAGACUCAUUAUAGCUUCAGAUGGUAUAUGGGACAUACUGUCUUCUGACAUGGCUGCCAAAGCUUGUCGUGGGUUAUCUGCUGAGCUUGCUGCUAAACUUGUUGUUAAGGAAGCAUUGCGAACAAAAGGGUUGAAGGAUGAUACUACUUGUGUAGUUGUUGACAUAGUUCCAUCUGAUCAUCUUACCUUGGCUCCAACUCCUAAAAAGAAGCAGAACACAUUCACCGCAUUUCUUACUAAGAAAAAGCAUACUGAUACCAACAACAAGAACGCGAACAAGCUCUCUUCUGUUGGAGUUGAAGAACUGUUUGAAGAAGGUUCUGCUAUGCUUGCAGAUAGAUUGGGAAAGGAUCUUCCCUCGAAUACAGACACUGGGCUCUUAAAGUGCGCUGUAUGCCAAAUAGACCAAUCUCCAGGUGAAGUUCUAUCAAGCAAUGAUGGUGGUAUCAUCUCCUCAGCAUCUAAACGAUGGGAAGGCCCCUUCUUAUGCAGAGUAUGCAAGAAAAAGAAAGACGCAAUGGAAGGAAAAAGACCAAGCAAAGGCUCAGUGACCACUUAAAACCACUAUAUCUGGUAAGAAAUGGCUUAUGUUUCUCGUUUUUAUUAUCUUAACUUCUUCUUGGUGUGCUGUGAGAUAGCCUGGUUAAGGUUUUGUGUUCUUUUCCCUGGCAUUGAUUUGGAGAAGUAGCAUUAAUAGUAGAAGUUUGUUGCAAAAUGUUUGUAGAGAAUAGAACCAAUUCUUCUUAUCCCAUUGUUUAAGAUAUGUCAUGGUUUGUGUUCUUUGGCUUAUGCUAAACAUUUACCUUGAUAGAUGUGUGUGUUUUAAUUGUGAAUCGCUAAUAUAUUAACAUGGCUUUUCCAAGUUGUCUGUAGAAUUAUUGAGGUUCGUGUAUGUCUUUUUUUUACCUCUGGUGUGAUAUGAAUGAGCCA